AAACCCUGAACGUUACAGAUUAAUACAUGUUUUAAAAUAUUCCUUUUUAUUUUCGUUGCUCAUUUUAUUAUCCUGUCUAAUUUUUGUUGCUCCUACCGGAAAUGAAGAAUGUGUAGCAGUGUACAGUAAAUUCGUGAAGUCGUCGUGACCACACGAGGGCAGUAAUGAUGAACACGAUAGUAUACAUUAUUUCGGUUUCAGAGUUUUUAUACAAUUGUGUUUUUUUUAAUUCAAAAUAGACUCGUUACACUGCCAAUUGCUGUCAAUGCAUACAUAUUUUGAAAUACGGUGCUGUUUACAACGACGUCGGAGUAACUCUGCAAACGAUGACUGACGAAGGACGGAGAAGGCGGAGUCCUCCCAGGAGGGGGCCAGGGGGAGGUGGGUCAGGAAAAUUCUGACUGGGUGGUUUCACAUGGAGCGGCACAUGCGAGAGGCCCGACUUCUCUCGGCUGGCUGGUAUCCCAGAGGCGCAGGCACAGAGGGGUUUAGUGAGCAGGCAGACACAGGGAGUACGAGCCGUUUGUUUUCGAAGCUGACAGCCAUGGCGGAUACAGGGGUCCAGAAGGAGCGCGGCGCUCUGGCAGAGGUGCCCUGCGAUGACGACAACGUCGCCCUGGUGGGUGCCGCCGCCGAGCCGGCGGUGGACGGGGGCAACCCCUCCGAGGAGGUCAAGAGCGAAGCCCAGAUGAACGGCGUCCUGGUCUUGGCCCUGCUAGAUAAAAUCAUCGGCGUGGUGGACCAGAUCCAGCAGACCCAGACUGGGCUGGAGUCUCGCCAGGAGGCCAUGGAGAAGUCCGUCUCCACCAUCCAGGGGGAACUGUCCAAGCUGUCCAAGAGCCACCUGGGCACGUCCGCCACCGUCAACAAGAUGCUGGACAAGGUCCGCAAAGUCAGCGUCAACGUCAAGACGGUGCGCGGCAACCUGGAGAAGCAGGCGGGCCAGAUCAAGAAGCUGGAGAGCAACGAGAGCGAGCUGCUCAAAAGGCGCAACUUCAAAGUCCUCAUCUACCAGGACCAAAUGAAGGCCGCGAAAACAGUCAAGCCGGCAGAGGCGCUCGCCGUGGACAGGACGAUGGAGGGUCUCCAGCAGAUACCCGAGGAGGGCGGCGAGGGCGAGGCCCAGCCGGCCAACCUCAACUCGGACGACGAGGUGGAGAUCGAGGAGAUCGUGGAGGAGUCCCGAACCAAGCGCCUGCAGCGAUCCACCAAGAAGCAAGUGGACAGCAUCAAGAAGACCUUCUCCAAGGAGAACAUGGAGAAGACCAAGCUGAAGACCAAGGAGAACCUGGAGAAGACCAGGCAGAGGACCCGAGAGAACAUGGAGAAGACCAGGCAGAAAACCCGCGACAACCUGGAGAAGACCAAGCACAACCUUGAGAAGAAGAUGAGCAAACUGAGCACCCGCAUGACCCCCAAGAUGGAACGCCGGGUCAAAAUGAAGGCCUCCAAAGAGAAGGUGAAGAAGUCCCUCACACCCGACCACGCCAUCUACGCCCGCUCCAAGACCAGCGUCUACCGCGUGCCCCCCUUCACCUUCUACGUCAAGAAGAUACGCGAGGGCGCCGAGGAGGUGGCGGCGGUGGACCACUCGGAGAUAGCCGAGGCGACGGAGGCGGGGGGCCUGCCCAAGGGCGAGGAGAACGGGCUGGGGGUCCACGUGGAAGUGGAGGAGGGGGAGCUGGUAAGCGUAGACAGCCCGGAGAUGGCGGCGGUGCUGAAGGACCCUCAGCUGGUCGGGGCGGAGGCGGACCACCUCCAGAAGAGCCAGCGCGAAUAGAGAGUCCGUCCCCAUUAAAGGCACAGGAAACACGGAAGCUCCACGAGGACGCAUCAGUAACCAUCUGGACUCCACGCAUAUAUUUCAUAUCUGUUCCAUUUUUCUUCUUCUUUUUUAAAUCCAAAAGAUUUUCAUAGUCACUUUGGCACAGUAAAAGUAAAAACUAAGCAAACGCCGAUAGGAUAUUCACGCUAAUAGGCCUAACCUUUUACACAAAUCCGGUUUGUGCUUGUUGAUUUUACGAGCGUAGUCCCAAAUAGGAAGAUAAAAAGGUAUACAUAUUUCUUUGUUGUUUGUAAUGUAUCGUAAUAUGGAGUAUUUUGCCACGUACAACGCGCGCGCACGACCUGUGAGGGUAGCGGGAAGUCGCCGGGAAGGUUUCGGGGUAGGUUUCGGGGCGCUCCUCUGGCCACAAGUGGGAAAAAUAUAUAAAAAAAUGUAAAAAAAACUAUUAAAAAAAUAAUAUUAAAAAAACACAAGUUGCAUAACAUUGGAAAACAAAGAAAUACAAAAAUAGUAAUAUGAUGUUAGGGAUGGGCAUUUAUCUUUGGGGCAUCAAAUUUGAAGAAGACUGCUGCUCCGGAUGUUUUUCAAUCUCGUUUCCAUGCCAGUUUUGUACCGAGCGGAAUACACGGCGGAUAUUAAAAGUCGACACACCCCUUUUCAAAUGUCAGGUUUUAGUGACCGAGAUAUUGUAAACCUUUUUCCACCAAUAAUUUGGCUAAUAAUUUGUACAACUCAAUCAAAAAAAUGAAGAAAUUCUUUGAAGGGAUGAUGUCCAGAAAAUAACUGAAAUAGUAAUGUUGCGUAAGUGUCCACACCCUCUUAAAACUGAGCUGUGGCUGUGGUCACAAUCAUCCAAUCGGUUUUCAACUCAUGUUUAAAGGAACAUUCCGGUGGUUUGGAGUAACAAUGUAUCCAACAGGUCAUGUAUUAUGAUAAUGUGAUGUUAAAUCCCUUCUCAUUUAAUAGUGUUUUGAGAAGAUUUUUAUCGAAAAUUACGAAUUUUCAGGUGCGCCGCCAUUUUCGCCGUCAGACUCCGCGUCGUUCCGCCAGAAGAGCCAUCCGAAUAUUCAACAUUAUUUACAGCCACAGGUUCAAAUCUGUAUGGAAGUAUUCCUCCGUCUUCCCGAUCAACCGAUACUGCUGUUUCUUCAUCAGAUGAGGAUAAAUCCGAGAAAUCAACGCUGGGCAUAAUGGUGUCCCGUGUAAUCGAGCGUUUGGAACGGCACGUAACACGUCACAUCCGCGCAUGUAGGUCAAGUAACUCGCGAAAAUGGCGGCGCACCUGAAAAUUCGUAAUUGUCGAUAAAAAUCUCCUCAAAAGAGGAUUUAACAUCACAUUGCAGACAAGAUAGAGUACAUUUUACAUGACCUAUUGGAUGCAUUGUUACUCCAAACCACCGGAGUUUUCCUUUAAAUGAGAGCCAGCACACGCCUGCAAACCAUGUGAAGAAAGCCCAAAUAAACUUCAGAUGUUCUA
Messenger RNA from Syngnathoides biaculeatus (alligator pipefish), 3263 nucleotides. It is a transcript of the gene cavin1a, whose product is annotated as caveolae associated protein 1a. The record is from RefSeq and is a predicted model, not a curated record. The transcript is spliced from 4 exons. NCBI's taxonomy places the organism in Eukaryota, Metazoa, Chordata, Actinopteri, Syngnathiformes, Syngnathidae. Gene Ontology annotation, biological process: termination of RNA polymerase I transcription; transcription initiation at RNA polymerase I promoter. Bases 416 to 1780 code for a protein of 454 amino acids. Gene Ontology annotation, cellular component: cytoplasm; caveola. Gene Ontology annotation, molecular function: rRNA primary transcript binding.